Cucurbita moschata (crookneck pumpkin) is the source of this 4637-nucleotide messenger RNA. RefSeq names its product filament-like plant protein 4. Lineage: Eukaryota; Viridiplantae; Streptophyta; Magnoliopsida; Cucurbitales; Cucurbitaceae. The coding region runs from base 1154 to 4402 and encodes 1082 amino acids. The transcript has 6 exons. The record is from RefSeq and is a predicted model, not a curated record.
CCAGUUCUUUUGUGUUUUCUUUCCCCCUACUGAUUUCUUCUCGAGCUUUUGCCCGCGUUUGUUUCCGGUUUCGAAUUCGGAUGACAGGAGCGUUUGUUAUUUGACUAUGAAUGUUCUGUUCUGUUCUCGCAAUCGUGAUGUUUAUCAUUUCGGUCUUUUUUUUCCCCUUCUUUCUCGAAUUUGAUUCUGAUUCUUAAUUGUUUCUUCGAUGGAAAUAUCUUCUUCUGUCGGUAAUUGCUUCCACUUUUUCUUCAAAUUGAAUUUGGUUCAACUGCGGAGGGAUUUUGAUUUCAACCUGGAAUCCUGAUAACCGUCUUUUUUAUGGUGUGGUAUCAGUGCAUUUUACGCCGUGUUUAUUGGUUGGAUAUUUUCAAUCAGCACUAUUAGUCUUUAACUAGUUUGGACCAUUUUCUAAUUCAUUUGGAUCUCGCUUUGCCUGAGAACACUGUUGAUUCUUUCUUGUGUUGGUAAAUUAUGUUUAGUCUUAUCUUUUAUUUUUUUUUUAAUAAAAGAAUUCUCAAUUAACUCCAACAGACGCCAAUUGUCUUCUGGAGUCAUUGAUCUUCGUCUAGCAAUGGUUCUCUGCUUAGAUCUCGAUGGUUCAUUUACUAAACAGACAGUGAAGACAUCGUUAACAUGCAUGCCUAUCUGAAUCAUUUGUAGUCAUUGAGCUUAUUUCUGAAUCAUUCCACUAAAUUUAUCCGGUAAAAUUAUGGUUUAGCUUUCGGGAGAUGAGUGGGGGAGUUUCUAACUGCCAUCCUUUAAACUUCUUCCCCUUCUGGUGUUUCUGUGUAGCUACUUUUUAUCCUGGUGUUGUUUGUCUCUCAUAAAUAGCAUUUACACAGCGUUUGGACGUGGUCUGUUUUGUUGCUAAAAAUGUGGGCUUAAAGAAAUGAAUUUCCAUUUUUGGAACCUUAUACUUUCAUCAUCAGUACCUGCAAAAAGUUGCGCAGUUACUUCCCUUAAUCUGUGCCCACUUCCCUUAUUUAAACUAGUUCAUUUGUGCUCUCGAUUAUCUGGAAUCUAUGAUGUAUUUUUCUUAAAAAAUUCUUUAGCAUGAAUACACCAUCGAUACAAUGUGUCAUAUAAAGUAUUAAGUACCACUUCAGAAAAAUCAGAACCAAGUAAUUCCUUUGGCAGCAGCCACUAUGUGAUGAUGCCAUUUGGACCUGGAAUGGACCGACGAAGUUGGCCCUGGAAGAAAAAAUCAUCUGAGAAGACAGCAGAGAAGGCUAAUGCUUCAGAGUCGGCUGGAAGUCAGGGUGAUCAGGAUGGUUGCAAAAAACCAAGUUAUGUACAAAUCUCUGUUGAGUCGUACUCUCAUCUUACCGGUUUGGAGGAUCAAGUAAAAACUCGCGACGAACAAAUCCAGGCACUGGAGGAUGAGAUUAAAGAGCUCAGCGAGAAACUGUCGGCUGCACACUCAGAGAUGACUACUAAGGACAACCUAGUGAAACAGCAUGCUAAAGUUGCUGAAGAAGCUGUCUCAGGUUGGGAGAAAGCUGAGGCAGAAGCUCUGGCAUUGAAAAAUCAUUUAGAGACAGUGACACUUUCCAAGCUCACUGCUGAAGAUCGGGCGUCACAUUUGGAUGGUGCUCUGAAGGAAUGCAUGAGGCAGAUAAGAAAUCUGAAAGAAGAACAUGAACAUACAUUGCAAGAAGUUAUUUUCACCAAGACUAAGCAGUGGGACAAAAUUAAACUUGAGUUGGAGUCAAAAAUGGAAGACUUGGAUCAAGAACUUCUUAGGUCUGCUGCUGAAAAUGCUGCACUUUCAAGGUCAUUACAAGAACGUUCCAACAUGCUGAUUCAAAUAAGUGAAGAAAAGUUACAAGCUGAGGCCGAGAUUGAGUUGCUGAAGGGCAACAUUGAAUCGUGCGAAAGAGAAAUAAAUUCACUUAAAUACGAAUUACAUAUAGUUUCCAAGGAGCUAGAAAUCCGUAAUGAAGAAAAGAAUAUGAGUAUGAGGUCUGCUGAAGCAGCCAACAAGCAGCACAUGGAGGGUGUUAAGAAAAUAACAAAACUAGAAGCAGAGUGUCAAAGAUUACGUGGUCUUGUGCGGAAGAAAUUGCCUGGUCCUGCUGCACUUGCUCAAAUGAAGCUAGAGGUUGAAAGUUUAGGCAGGGAAUAUGGGGACACCCGAGUGCGGAAGUCACCUAGUAGGCCUCCAACUCCACAUAUGUUAUCUGUGCCAGAUUUUUCCCUUGAUAAUGCACUGAAAUUCCAGAAGGAGAACGAGUUCCUCACAGAACGAAUGUUUGCCAUGGAGGAGGAAACAAAGAUGCUUAAAGAGGCUUUGGCAAAGCGUAAUAGUGAAUUGCAGACUUCUAGGAGUAUGUGUGCCAAGACAGCUAGUAAACUUCAAAACUUGGAGGCACAACUCCAAAAUAGCAAUCACCAAAGAAGCUCCCCAAAAUCUGUUGUUCAGUAUAAUGCCGAUGGCUUUUCAUGCCAAAACACAAGUCAUCCUCCCAGCGUGACCUCUAUGUCUGAAGAUGGAAAUGAGGAUGGACAGAGUUGUGCAGAUUCUCUAUCCACAGCGGCAAUCUCUGACAUUUCCCAAUUUAGGGAGAAGAGAAAUGAGAAAAUAAGUAAAACCGAAAGUGGAAGUCACUUGGAGCUCAUGGAUGACUUUCUAGAAAUGGAGAAAUUGGCAUGCCAAUCAAAUGAGUCAAACGAAGUCAUCCUUGCUUCAGAUAAUUCAAACAAUAAGGCGUCUGAAGUUGUACACCAGGAGUCCAAUGGUAUCCAGUCGGAACAGCAUCUGGAUUCAAGUCCAUCUACAGAUGUUGUAUCUUCUACUGUUGAUCCGUCAACGGAGAGUGCUGAUUCUGAUGGAUUGCCUUUGAUGAAACUCAGAUCAAGAAUAUCUAUGAUUUUUGAGUCAAUUUCAAAGGAUGCAGACACUGGAAAAAUUUUGGAGGAUAUCAAAUGCAUUGUGCAAGAUGCUCAUGAUGCACUUCAGCAACCCACUAUCAGUUAUUUGAGAUGUGUUUCUGAAGUGCAAUGCCCUGAUACGACAUGUGAUAGGCAAGCCAAUCCUGAUGAUGCCGGUUUAGGAGUAGAAAGACAAAUUGCUUUAUCCCAGCCUGCUGCACACAAUCAGCCUAUGAACAAAGAGCUGGAAGCUGCCAUCUCUCAAAUUCAUGAAUUUGUGCUGUUCCUUGGGAAAGAAGCUUCCAGAGUUCAUGAUACAGUAUCUCCAGAUGGGCAUGGACUGGGUCAAAAAAUUGAGGAAUUUUCUGCCACCUUUAGUAAAAUGGUGCAUGGGAACACAAGUUUGGUGGACUUUGUUAUUAUUCUUUCUCAUGUUUUAUCUGAAACCAGUGAGCUCAGAUUUAGUUUCAUUGGAUGCAAGGAUACUGAUGGCGAUACCAAUAGUCCUGAUUGUAUAGACAAGGUAGCUUUACCAGAGCACAAGGUUGUACAAGACGACUUACUGGACGAAAGAUAUACAAACGGUUGUUCUCAUAUUUCUAGUCCAACUUCCGAUCUCGAAGUUCCUUGUGAUGGAAAUCUAGUCUCCAGCUAUGAAUCAAAUUCCAGAUUACCCAAACUCUCAUCAGAGGACAUUGAAGAGCUAAAAUUAUCCAAGGAGAACCUGGCAAAGGACUUGGCAAGAUCUAGAGAGGAUCUUGAGGCAACAAAACGUAAACUGCAGGAAACAGAGCAGCUGUUAGCAGAAUGUAGAUCACAGUUGGUUUUUUCUCAAAAGUCAAACAGCUUGUCAGAAACGCAGCUGAAAUGUAUGGCAGAGUCAUACAGGUCGCUUGAAGCGCGUGCGGAGGAUUUGGAAACUGAAUUAAAUCUUUUGCGAUCUAAAUCUGAAGCUUUGGACAAUGAUCUUCAGGAUGAGAAGAGGAAUCAUCACGAAGCUUUGUUCAAGUGCCAGGAGCUGCAAGAGCAACUACAGAGGAAUGAGGUUUGCGCUAUUUGUUCUUCAGCAAUUGAUGGUCAUCCCCAGAAGAGCCAGGAGAUGGAGUUGAGUGCUGCUGCAGAGAAGUUGGCAGAAUGUCAAGAAACAAUUUUUCUUCUUGGCAAGCAGUUGAACUCUCUGCGACCCCAACCAGAUUUUGGUGGAUCUCCUUUUAGCGAGAGAAGUCAAAGAGGCGAAGAGUUUACCGAGAACGAACCAUCUAAAAGUGGCAUUAAUCUGCUGGACAUUGAUCGGUCCGAAAUGGAUACCGCCACUUCUGCAAUGACGCCCGUAGUCGGUGCAGAGUCCCCUUGUAGUGCUUCUGACGACGAUGGAGGAAGCUCCUUGAGAUCGCCUAUGAAUUUUAAACAUUCGAAACACACGCCAACCAAGUCAAGCUCCUCUUCCUCCUCAGCUCCCACUCCAGAGAAACAGACUCGAGGAUUUAGUAGAUUCUUCUCCGCGAAAGGAAAGAACAACAGCCAUUAGGGGCAUGCAAUUGUGUUGCAUGAUAAUGUAAUUCUGUUUAAAAUAUUUCAUUCAAUAAUAUAAAAUAGAUAAAAAAAAACUAAACAUAGACAUCUAAGAUCUUUAGAUGGGAGUCAGUUUUGGGAGCUCUAUGUCAUAAAAGUUAGCACAUAAAUGAUGCUUUCAAAUCUCUCUCCUGGCUGCUGUACCUAUGCUGUACAUUAUAUUCACAUCUGUUCAAUUUUUCUUCUUUUCA